Molecule: messenger RNA, 663 nt
Organism: Sporothrix schenckii 1099-18
Lineage: Eukaryota; Fungi; Ascomycota; Sordariomycetes; Ophiostomatales; Ophiostomataceae
Product: exosome complex protein LRP1
Exons: 1
Coding region: 1-663 (220 amino acids)
Biological process (GO): maturation of 5.8S rRNA; regulation of gene expression
Cellular component (GO): nucleolus; exosome (RNase complex)
Molecular function (GO): DNA binding; RNA binding
Source: RefSeq, a predicted model, not a curated record
AUGGACGACAUACAGCCGCGCAUUCGCCAGCUGGCGGCCGACAUUGACCGUCUUAAGGCGGCUGUCGCGCCCCUCCUCCUCAACGACGCCAGCAGCUCGUCCUCGUCGACCAACAGCCACGCGGCCGCCGCUAUGCACCUCCCGCUGCUCGACAAGGCCAAGCUGCACGUCCUCGCCAGCUUUGCGCUCGAAUCGACGCUGUACUGCAGCCUGGGCCUCGCGGGUGUCGAUGCCCGCAACCAUGCCGUGUUUCGCGAGCUGCAGCGCGUGCGCCAGUACAUGGGCAAGAUUGACGCGGCCGAGAAGCCGCCAGUUGCUGAGCCGCCCACCAACCGGCUGAACAAGUCAGCGGCCAUUCGGUUUCUCAAGGCAGAUCUAGACGAUAGCCCGGGGGUGAGGUCGCAGUUGGACGACCUGCUGAAGCAGGAGCAGGCGGCCGCAGCGGCCGGGACGCAGUCAGAGAGUGCUGCUGCGCGUGCUGCGGGCAACGCCUCGCCCCGUGGCAGGAAACGAGGCGGCGGUGCGGCGGCGGGCGGAGGAGCAGGAAGCAGCUCGGGCGGCGGCCUAACGAAGCGGCCAAAGCAUGGCAGUGGUCGCGAUUCUCCGUCUAGCGACGCUCGCGGCCGUAGCCAUCCAUACAGCAGGGGAUCGCGGGCGACAUGA